Messenger RNA from Ilex paraguariensis (yerba mate), 579 nucleotides. The record is from the annotation of a GenBank genome assembly. NCBI's taxonomy places the organism in Eukaryota, Viridiplantae, Streptophyta, Magnoliopsida, Aquifoliales, Aquifoliaceae.
AUAUCUCCCAAGGUAACAUCUUUUCAUCUUCGAGGACAAUUCAUUUAAUAUCAAAUAGGGUUCCUCCAGUUUGUGCACAUUUGUACUUGUAAAUGUAUGAAAUCUAUACAUUAUCGCGAUUUCGGGGCAUUUGGAAGGCAAUUAGAGGAAUCAAUCGUUAUUAUGUUCUCUAGGGGACAAAAGGGGGAAAGGGUCGCAGCCGCAGGGCGUUUCUGAAUACAAAUUCUGAGAGUAUUCGUGAGAAAUAGCCCUUUUCUGAGUAUAGCCUAAAAUUGCUAUCUGUUGUUAUUGCUGUUGUAAUAUUAUAUAGGAAGCCAACACCAAAUGAUAUUCUUUAUAGGCAUUGGUGUUGAAACGCUCACAUGCAUCACAACGUUCUCUUCCUCUAUCACUAUUAAGCGACAUCGUGAGGGUAUUGUAGUCAUUUCAUUUCUGCUUCCACCACGUGAGGUGCGCAUGCUGUCCGAUUCGACGCCUGAAAGAGCACGACCUCGCCACACGCUUUCGCGUGGAAAUAAACCCAGGCCACAGUCUUCGCUGCACCAACUCACCCCUAUCGAAAUUAAGAACAAUCAGUGA